UAUUCCAGGAAAAGGCAGACAGCUCUGAGCAGAGCCCAGCAGGGUGAACCACAGACUGGAAAAGAAGCUCAGCAUUCUGUGAAAGGCAGUGAGCUGAUACUGCAAACCAAAACUUUAAUAAGAGAAAAGGAAAAGGAAGAAAGAAAAAGAUCUAUAUGCCUCAGGUUGACCUAUCAGGUUGACCAGAUAAUCACAAAUCCCCAGAAGUAUAACGGGCCCAGACUUUUGGGAAGUGACCACGAGAAAGAACCAGCAAUGGAAAGUGAUUACGAGCCAGAGCCAGCAGAAGUGGAACUGGAAGAAGAAGAGGAACUCAAUAACAGCCUAAACAGACAGUAUGAGGAGAAGGUGCGUCCCUGCAUCGACCUCAUCGACUCCCUGCGGGCUCUGGGUGUGGAACAGGACCUGGCCCUGCCUGCCAUCGCCGUCAUCGGGGACCAGAGCUCGGGCAAGAGCUCGGUGCUGGAGGCCCUGUCGGGGGUGGCCCUGCCUAGGGGCAGUGGGAUUGUGACCCGAUGUCCUCUGGUAUUGAAACUAAAGAAGCUGAUGGGAGAAGAUGCACAAUGGGAAGGCAUUGUCAGCUACCAGGAUUUUGAGAUUGAACUCCAGGAUGCAUCCGAGGUGGAAAAGGAAAUCCGCAAAGCCCAGAACAUCAUAGCUGGGGAAGGCGUAGGUAUCAGUCAUGAACUAAUCAGUCUCCAGGUCUGCUCUCCCUAUGUUCCAGACCUCACACUCAUUGACCUUCCUGGCAUCACCAGGGUGGCCGUGAGUGGCCAGCCAGUGGACAUAGGGUACCAGAUCAAGAGGCUCAUCAAAACAUACAUCUCCAAGGAGCAGACCAUCAUCCUGGUUGUGGUCCCCUGUAACGUGGACAUCGCCACCACUGAAGCGCUGAGCAUGGCCCUGGAGGUGGAUCCUGAGGGAGACAGGACCAUUGGCAUCUUGACCAAGCCGGACCUGGUAGACAAGGGCACCGAGGAAAAGGUGGUGGAUGUGGUUCACAACCUUGUGUAUGAACUGAAGAAAGGCUACCUGAUUGUCAAGUGCCGGGGCCAGCAGGACAUUCAGAACCAGCUGAGCCUAGCCGAGGCACUGCAGAAGGAGGAACAGUUCUUCCAGGACCACCCGCAUUUCAGGAAUCUGCUGGAGGAGGGCCUGGCCACUGUUCCCUGCCUUGCAGAAAAGCUGUCUAUGGAGCUCAACAACCACAUCUGUAAAUCCAUGCCCCUGCUGGAGAGCCAGAUCAAAGAAAAACAUGAGGAAAUCAGUGAGGAGCUACGGAAGUGCGGCACUGCUGUCCCGGAGGACCAGAGUGAGAAGACAUUGUUUCUCAUCGAAAAACUCAGCACUUUCAAUCAGGAGAUCCAAAAACUGGUGGAAGGUGAAGAAGAAGUAACGGAUGUACGCAGUGGGCGGCUCUUCACUAAGGUCCGGAACCGCUUUAACGAAUGGAACUUGCUGAUUGAAAAGAAUUUCAAGACAAGCCACAUUGAGUUGCAGAAAAAAGUCAACUUAUUCGAGAACUUAUAUCGAGGCCGCGAGCUGCCCGGGUUUGUCAACUAUAAGACCUUUGAGAUCAUCAUCAGGGAGCAGAUCCGCCAACUGGAGGAGCCCGCUCUGAAGAUGUUGCAGGAGAUCACCGAGAUGGUCCGAACCUCCUUUGUCAAUAUUGCUACGAAGAAUUUUGAGGAACUUUUCAACCUUCUCAAAACCAGCAAGGUCAAGCUGGAGGACCUGAAGGUGGAGCAGGAGGAAGAGGCAAAGAGGAUAAUCCAGCUGCACUUCCAGAUGGAGCAAAUCGUCUACUGCCAGGACCACGUGUAUCGGGGUACCCUGCGCAACAUCCGCAAGGAGGAGGAGGAGAACAGGGGUGGGCAGUCACACCACAUGUCCCAGACCCCCACCAAGUUCAAGAACUUAGUCUCUGCGUCCCCCACGGCAUCUAUGGACGAGAUUAUUGAGCACUUGAGCGCCUACCAAGAGGAGGUCAGCCGGCGCCUGUGCAACCACAUCCCACUGAUCAUCCAGUUCUUCAUGCUGUGGACGCUGGCGCGACACCUGCGCGAUGCCAUGCUGCAGCUCCUGCAGGACAAGGAAGGCUGCAACAACCUCCUGCUGGAGCGCCCCUCCACCAGUAACAAGCGCAAGGUCCUGAAGGAGCAGCUGGCUAGGCUCACCAAGGCUCGCCACCGCGUGUCCCAGUUCUCAGCAUAGGGCCCAGCCCCAGCCAGGCACAGCGGGUUGCCAGCCUCACUCCCAGCCACCUGGGCUCAAUCCCUGCUACCCUCCUGGCAUCCCCAAGUUCA
Messenger RNA from Suncus etruscus (white-toothed pygmy shrew), 2306 nucleotides. RefSeq names its product MX dynamin like GTPase 1 (gene MX1). The record is from RefSeq and is a predicted model, not a curated record. Gene Ontology annotation, cellular component: membrane; nucleus; microtubule. Gene Ontology annotation, biological process: defense response to virus. Bases 256 to 2214 code for a protein of 652 amino acids. Lineage: Eukaryota; Metazoa; Chordata; Mammalia; Eulipotyphla; Soricidae. Gene Ontology annotation, molecular function: GTPase activity; GTP binding; microtubule binding. The transcript is spliced from 14 exons.